GUUAUCAGUCACAUGAUUAAGCAGUAAAUAGCUUAAAAUGAAAAUGACUUGUUCAUGUUACAUAUUUUUGCUUUUCUAUAUGAUGUUUUUGUUUUUACCAUAAAUUUGGAUUGGACUAUAACCUCCAAUAUUUUUUAAUCUUCUUCUCUACUUUCAAUAGUUUGCGUACUGUUACAUUUGCCACGUCCUUUUGUCACAGAUACAAAGUGAUCAUUAUUGCUGCAAAUCCUGGGAAGGUAGAUACUUUCAUAUUUAAAAAUUUAACUUCCCUAAAUUAAUGGUUAUAUGCCAUAUAAAAUAUUAGAGCUCAAAACCUCUUCGUCUAUUAAUUAAGUCAUCUUGAACUCAGUAUUUCACUUACCAUAAAUUUGAUUUGCCAAGUAGCAUAGUUGUUACUAACGUUAAAAAGUAGAUAAGUGGUUUACUACCAAUUUAUAGUGCUAUAAUGAAGUCUGUGUCUCCAGAUGGAAGAAUUAAAAAAGAAAUUUUGGGAAAGGGUAAAUGGGGACAAAAACCUGCUGAAAACAGUAGAUGUACAGUUACAAUAAUGGAUUAUGCACCACUAAAAAACAUUGUCAGUACUAUUAUUGUUAUUGGAGAUACAGAUGGGGAGCUAUGGAACUUGAUAGAUAUAUGUUUAGGCACUAUGGAUGUAGGAGAAAAAUCUAAAUUUUUCAUAUCACUACCAAAUGAGGAUAUAUCUCUAAUCAUAUGUUUAGAGGAAUUAGUUUUUGAUGGUUAUAUUUAUAAAUGGGAUGCAAUUAAAAAGUUCAGUUUGGCCACUUAUCAUAAAGAAAAAGGAAAUGAUUUAUUUAAAUCUAAUAGAAAUAAAGAAGCAGCUUUAAGGUUUAUAAAAGCUCUAAAAAUACUUCAUUCAAUUCCUCUUGAUGCAGAAGAACUACCAAUCAGCGUAGAAAACUUACAAGUUUCAAAUCUUAUCAAUUUGAAAGAGAUUCUCUACAACAAUUUAUCUUCUUGUUAUUUUAGAAAUAGUCGUUGGCUCAAAGUAAUCGACAUUUCUCAAAAAGUAUUGCUCUACAACUCAAAUAAUGUUAAGGCUUUGUAUAAAUUGGGUAUUGCUUAUAAAAACGAUCGAAACUUUGAGAAAUCAUUUGAGGCUUUUUCCAAAGUGUUGAAAUUGGAGCCAGAUAAUAAGGCAUGUACUGAACAUAUGAAUGUAGUUAAGAAUGAAUUAAGAAAGGCUGACAUUAGGGUGAAAAGUAUGGUUAAAAAAAUGUUUUCUCAUUGUUAGAUGACUAGUAUGUCAUUGCAUUAGUUAUUAGUUGUAAAUGUUUUGCUGUAUUAAUGUAUUUUGCUAUUAAUUGUUAAAUCGUAGUAAAUAAAUUUUCCAUGAAAACAA
Diorhabda carinulata is the source of this 1360-nucleotide messenger RNA. RefSeq names its product peptidyl-prolyl cis-trans isomerase FKBP35-like. Gene Ontology annotation, molecular function: protein binding. The transcript is spliced from 2 exons. The record is from RefSeq and is a predicted model, not a curated record. NCBI's taxonomy places the organism in Eukaryota, Metazoa, Arthropoda, Insecta, Coleoptera, Chrysomelidae. Bases 446 to 1252 code for a protein of 268 amino acids.